Trichosurus vulpecula (common brushtail) is the source of this 3681-nucleotide messenger RNA. RefSeq names its product glycogenin 2 (gene GYG2). Gene Ontology annotation, molecular function: glycosyltransferase activity. Gene Ontology annotation, cellular component: cytoplasm. The coding region runs from base 345 to 1835 and encodes 496 amino acids. The transcript has 12 exons. The record is from RefSeq and is a predicted model, not a curated record. Lineage: Eukaryota; Metazoa; Chordata; Mammalia; Diprotodontia; Phalangeridae.
GCAGGGCUCCUCCGGGCCGGGCAGAGUUUGAGUGCACCCCUAUUCAGCACCCAACAGGUUUCGGGGCCCUCGAUGGGGACACCGUUGGCGUCGGGGAAAGGGCUCUGACCGAGUGCUGGAAAGGAAGGCAAGAGACCUGCAAAAUCAGGCAAGAUUUUCCAUCCUUUCUCCUACCCCACACCCUCCACACCCCUCUUCCUCUGGAGGAACCUCAUCUGUUCAUCUUGGGCCCUUUCUGAGAGCCAACGAGGCUCUUUAGUUGCUGCCUUUUCUCUGUGGGCUGGAGUGCAGAUAUCCAUACAUACACGCCCCCUGUUCUCAUCCCCUUAUCCUGUUGGCUUUAGAUGAUGUCUGUUACAGAUCAGGCAUUUGUGACACUUGCUACCAAUGAUGUUUACUGCCAGGGAGCUCUUGUUCUUGGACAAUCCUUGAAAAAUCACAGGAUGACAAGAAAACUGGUGAUACUAAUUACAUCUCAAGUCUCCAGUCUAUUGAGGGAUGUUCUCUACAAAGUUUUUGAUGAAGUAAUUGAAGUGAAUUUGGAAGACAGUGCUGACUAUAUCCACUUGGCUUUGCUGCAGAGACCAGAGCUUGGUGUAACCUUCACUAAACUUCACUGUUGGACUCUUACUCAUUAUAGCAAAUGUGUCUUUAUGGAUGCUGAUACAUUGGUACUGUGCAAUAUUGAUGAGCUAUUUGACCGUGAAGAGCUCUCUGCAGCCCCAGACCCUGGAUGGCCAGAUUGUUUCAACAGUGGAGUAUUUGUUUUCCGACCUUCUCUAGAAACCCACAGCCUCCUGCUGGAGCAUGCAGUGAAACAUGGAAGUUUUGAUGGGGCUGACCAAGGAUUAUUGAAUAGUUUCUUCAGUAACUGGGCAACUUCAGAUAUUCACAAACAUUUGCCGUUUCUCUAUAAUUUGAGCAGUAGCACCAUUUAUACAUAUAGACCUGCUUUCAAUAAAUUUGGCUCGGAUGCAAAAGUCGUCCAUUUUUUGGGGCCAUCAAAGCCUUGGCAUUACAAAUAUAACCGUCAGACUGGCUCAGUGAUUUCGGAGAGCUUAACUUCAGAAUCUCAGCAUCGUGCCUCAUUUCUUGAUCUCUGGUGGAAAAUAUACGAUGAGAGCAUUGUGCCUUUUUUCGAUAAAGUCCAGCAUGUAGCAGAACUUGAAUCUCAAGAACAAACAAUACGUGUGCCUUGUAGAAGGCAGCAUGGAAUAAUGGAAAGAACACUGGUCUUGGAAUCUGGAAGACUUGGGUUCAAAUCUCCAUAUACUACUUGUCUGAUGUUGGGGCAAGUCACUUCAACUUCUAAUUCUCUUUAUGAUGUUGGUGAACCACGGGAAGGUUCAAAUUCAAGCCAAGAUGACAGCCAGUAUUUCCCUGUUCAGGAGUUUCCAGAACAGACAGUGGAAAUAACUCAUCCUAUUCUGACGCCGGAAGAGGUGACCAAGAAAGCUCAGCCAGUCCAUAAAGAUGAACACAAUUCUCCUGAGCAUUUACUGGAACCAAAUAAUGAACCAUUUGUAGAGUUCACCAGUGACCCUGUUCCUCUACACAGUUCAGAGCAGCCAGUCCAUAAAGAGGAACCCAAUUCUCCUGAGUGUUUCCUGGAGCCAAAAAAUGAACCAUCUGCACAGUUUACCAGUGACCCUGUUCCUCUACGCAGUUUGGAGGUUGAUUUGGCCUUUUCUGUAACAGAGCUUUCCAUUCAACAGAAAGUCAAGGAACCCAGUGCAGAAGAAGAAAGGAGGAAAUGGGAAGAAGGGCGUGUGGACUACAUGGGAAAAGAUGCUUUUGCACAUAUUCAGGAAAAAUUGGAUAGAUUUUUACAAUAGUCUUGUCACCUAUGUCUGUAUUCUAGUGGAAUGGUUAUUGUCAUUAUGUUUAUGCUUCUGUGUAAUGACACAAAGUCUCUUCUAGCCCUUAGUAAUGGGGAAGGCCUUUUAAAUGAUGUGCCUCUAUUUAUUUUCAGCCAACUUGAGUGCCUAAAUACAAGUAGUGCAGAAAAUUCAAGUCUAGCUUGAAAUGCCUAGCUGACCCAAGAUAAAUAACUUCUAGUUUUCACUGUUAGAUCUGUACCUCACUUAAUCUUGCCAGCAAAAUGAUUUAGAAUAAACAUAGACUUUUUGGUAAAAGUAUGUAUUAUAACAGGAAGGAUACCUAAAAUAUAGACCUAUUCAGGGGCAAAAAUGUAGAUAGUAGUUGAAAAUCAUGCAUCACGCCUUGCUGUUCUUGUUUCUUUAAUAAUGCUAGGAGAUGCAGUUGAUGAUCUGAGAAAGAGUGAUGAUAAAUAGAUCUAUUCCUAUAAAGUUAAAUUAAAUUUCAGUAACUCACCUUUUUUUAUUUCACUUUCAGUUUUAAGAUCUCAUGGACUUUUUUGAUGUCUCUGCCAGGAACUCAGUUUUUGAACACACCACACAGAGAGAUAUUCACCUGGCUGAUAAAAGAGUCUCUUUAGUGUUAUGUAGAGGAAUUUGCAUACUUUUCCAUGGACCAGCUCAUUGUGGCAAUACCUGAAAUAUCUUUUGCUUAAAGAAAAGUAAAUUUAUAGUCUCUGUUAAAUUGUCUCUUUUCCCUCCUCCCCUUAUCAAUAUAUAUCUAAGACUCACUACCUCAGUUUUAACUAACUUAUUUAGUCAUGGUGCUCUACAAACUCUAUCAAUAGAUUCAAAAAAAAAUUCUCAGUUUUAUGAGACUGGUUGCUCAAUUCCGUGAAAAGCUCUCAAAAGAAUCUGUAUUUCAUGAACCUACAAUGGAUGUUGUUACAUUUCUUAUGACCACUGUUACUGAACAGGCACAUUCAUCAUAAUAACCAGGGAAUUCACCCUUUUGAAAGGAGAGGCAAAAUUCAUUUUUGAAAUUUUUAGUAGCUUAUUUAUCAUAAGCCUACUGAAAAAUGAAUGACUCAUUUGUCAUGUAUUUUGGAGGGGCUGGGAAGUUCACCUGUACAUCCUGUGGUAUUUUCAUUGAACGAAUAUAUUUGAGGACAUUUCAGAUCUCUCUGAGGUUGUUUGGUUCUGGGUCAGGGAGACCCAAAUGAACUUUGAAAUAGCUCUUUUCUGUUAGGGCAUCAACUUAUCCAGGGAAGUAGGAUUUAGAAGCUUCAUUUCUGCUCAUGACUGAAUGACCCAAUAGUCCUUACUAGUACUAUAUGCAUAUUGAUUCGUGAAAGUCUAUUUAAAAAUAAUAUUAAAAAAGCAUGAGUUGUUGAAUAUAGAACUGGUGAUCUAAUAUUGAAAGUCUACCAGUACUAAUUGUUUGAGAAAGGAAUGCAAAUAUUGUGUGCUAUGAUACUGAACAGUGGAUGAUAAUAGGUCUAAAUCUACCAAAUGAAGUGGAAAACAUAAAAUGUGGAGUUAAGUGAACUAGCUUUGUUCUCAGUUUCUUUUGUCUUUGAGAAUGUGUGUCAACAGAGACAGCUAAAUUGUCCUCUGGUACAAAUUAAACUGUGCAGGUCAAUCUUGCUGUGCUCUCUUUUAGCAUCAGGAUUUUUCAUCUCAUUUGAACUGUUCCCAUUUAAAGGUUGUAUAAUCUACUAGUUUGUGCUUUGCAUGUGUGUCCUGGGAACACAGGAUGAUGUUUUAUGUUCAAAAGGAAGCAGUUUUAUUACAUAUUUCCAAAUUAUCGAAAUAAAAAAAAAGCAAACAUAUUAAAUGGAUUUUUCAUAACUGCUUCUAGAAA